CCCUCCUAUAGGACCCCCGCCAGUCCCCGGACCCCAGUUUUGGAACCACCGGUUUUAAGCCAUCCCUCUCUGCAGGCUCCAUGCUACUAUUGUCUGACAAGAGAGCGGGCUAUUUGCAAAAUAAAGGUCGCCUACUACCUACUACCCCACGUCUUAGCCUCUGUGGGCUGAUGCAUAGAGGCAGGCUGGGUUUCACCGUGCAGCGGGAAGGAGCGGGGUUUAUCAGCGGUACUCCUGUUGUGUUUUCCCCGCGGACAGCUUCUGCUUCUCGGCGGUCGGAUGCUGGAAGUCCUCCCCGAUAAGAGAGCACGUAGGGCUCGCAGAGAAAAAGAAAACAGGGACGCGGAAGGAAGGAGACACAGGGGAGCAUUUUAAUACCAAAUCGGGACACAUGUUGAGCUAACAGCCCGCUCCACCUCCCCCUUCUCCUCCCAAAUGCAUUUGUUGCCUCAAUCGCUUUCCCGUUACUAAAUCGUUAGGAUAUCUGCUCUCCGGAUCCACGGAUCUUCACUCCGGGACUAUCAUGGAUCUCAGUAAAAUUGCUGUCAGCAUCAAUAAGGCCAUCAACACACAGGAGGUCGCUGUCAAAGAGAAGCAUGCCAGGACCUGCAUCUUGGGGACCCAUCAUGAGAAAGGGGCCCACACUUUCUGGGCAGCGGUCAACCGGCUGCCCCUCUCCAGCAACGCCGUGCUCUGCUGGAAGUUCUGCCACGUCUUCCACAAGCUGCUGCGAGACGGCCAUCCCAGCGUGAUAAAGGACUCCAUGAGGAACAAGGCUGAUCUAACUGAUAUGAGCCGGAUGUGGGGUCACCUGAGUGAAGGCUAUGGGAAGCUGUGCAGCAUCUACCUCAAACUGCUCAUCACCAAAAUGGAGUUCCACAUCAAAAACCCUCGUUUCCCUGGCAACCUGCAGAUGUCGAACAGACAGCUGGACGAGGCGGGAGAAAACGACGUUAACAACUUCUUCCAGUUGACGGUGGAGAUGCUUGACUACCUGGAGUGCCAGCUCAACCUCUUCCUGGGCGUGUUCAGCUCUCUGGACAUGUCCCGCUCGGUGUCGGUGACGGCGGCGGGGCAGUGUCGACUCGCCCCGCUCAUCCAGGUGAUCCUGGACAGCAGCCACCUGUACGACUACACCGUCAAGCUGCUGUUCAAGCUGCACUCCUGCCUUCCAGCAGACACUCUCCAGGGACACAGAGAUCGCUUCCAGGAACAGUUUAAGAAGUUAAAGAGUCUCUUCUACCGCUCCAGUAACCUGCAGUUCUUCAAGAGGCUGAUUCAGAUCCCACAGUUGCCUGAGAACCCUCCCAACUUCCUGCGUGCGUCGGCUCUGUCGGAGCACAUCAGCCCCGUGGUGGUGAUCCCCGCCGAGUCAUCGUCCCCCGAGUCGGAGCACGUGGUGGAGACAGACGACCUGGUGGACAUGGACGUCCCUGUGAUGCCGGCUCCUUUGGAGACGAAGUUUGACGACCUGUUUGGCACCACGGCUGCAGUCGACCCUUUCAACUUCAGUCAGAACGGCAUGCGCAAGGAUGACAAAGAUCGUCUGAUUGACCAGCUGACGAGAGAGAUCCAGGCCCUAAAAGAAGAGCUUGAGUCUUUCCGACUGGAGAGUGGUCGCUUGUGCCAGGCGCUGAGGGGGCGUGUCAGUGAGCUGGAGGCGGAGCUUGCGGAGCAGAGCCACCUGAGGCUGCAGGCGGCAGGAGAGAGCGAGUUCCUGAAGGCAGAGCUGGACGACCUGCGGAGGGUCCGAGAGGACACGGAGAAGGAGCAGCGGAGCCUGACGGAGAUAGAGAAAAAAGCUCAGGCCAAUGAGCAGCGCUACACCAAACUGAAGGAGAAGUACUCGGAGCUGGUUCAGAGUCAUGCAGACCUGCUGAGGAAGAACGCAGAGGUGACCCGGCAGAUGACGGUGGCUCGGGCGGCUCAGGAUGAAGUGGAUGAAGUGAGGAGAGAGAUGCAAGAGAAAGUGAAGGCCGCUCAGGACGUCGCAGAAAAACAGGAGAAGGAGCAGCUGGAGCAGCUUCAGGAUCUGCAGAGAGAGCUGCUUUCCAGCCGGACGGAGCUGGACUCCCUGAAGACGACCGUGGACUCAACACAACAGGCUUCGAGUGAAGUUCUCGGCACCGAGCUGGUCGCCCUGGAGUCUGAGAAGGCGGAGCUUGUGCAGUCUUUGUCGAAGGUGGAGGCGGAGCUAGCUGUGCAGGGGGAGGAGCUGGAGAAAGUCCAGAGCUCGCUGGCGACUGAGAGGGAGAGCGGGGUGAAGACAGCCGAAACGCUGCAGAAUCAGCUCAAUGAGAAGGAGAGCAGGGAGCAGGCGUUGGAGAGCCAGCUGGUGGCGGCGCGCUGGUCCGGCCUGCAGGGAGCUCUGGAGGAGGCAGAGAGGAUCAUCACGGACUCGCUGGCUCAGAUCAACGACCCGGCACACAUCAGCUGCACCAGCUCCGCAGACUACCUAGCAUCCAGAUGUCAGGCCUCUUUAGUUUGUAUGGACAGACUCCACUCUGCCAGAGAGGCCUUCCUGGCUGACAACACAGGUGUAUCUGAGCUGGUUCGAGUGGUGACCCAGUGUGGCCACCUGGUGGGAGACACCAUCGUUCAGGGCAGCGCCACCUCCCACAUGGUGCCUGUGGAGCAAGCUGAUGCCCUGUCAGAGAGUGUGAAGUUGUGCGGCGCUGAAGCUCUGGACCUGCUGGGCCUGAUGAAGCAGAGGGACAGCCUGACGGCAGCAGACAGCAGCAGGCUGAAGGCCGCUCUGGAGGCCAUCCUGGCCACUGCAGAGAAACUGCGUCCUCGGGGGUUGGAGCUGCAGCAGGGGGAGCUGGGAGAUAUGGUGGAGCAGGAAAUGUCUGCCACCUCCGCUGCUGUGGAGUCUGCUGCUGCCAGGAUAGAGGAAAUGCUCAACAAGUCUCGAGCAAGUGAUACGGGAAUCCACAUGGAAGUCAAUGAGAGGAUUUUGGCGUCCUGCACGGAGCUGAUGCAGGCGAUCAAGCAGCUCGUUGUCUCUUCCAAAAAUCUGCAAAGGGACAUCGUGGAAAGCGGCAGGGGGGCAGCCUCCAUGAAGGAAUUUUAUGCCAAGAACUCCCGCUGGACUGAGGGCCUGAUCUCUGCCUCCAAAGCAGUGGGAUGGGGCGCCACUGUCAUGGUAGAUGCUGCUGAUCUGGUGGUGCAGGGCAAAGGGAAGUUUGAGGAGCUGAUGGUGUGUUCACAUGAAAUAGCUGCCAGCACAGCACAGCUAGUGGCUGCAUCCAAGGUGAAAGCAGACAAAGACAGCGCUAACCUGCAGCGCCUUCAGCAGGCGUCCCGCGGCGUCACACAGGCGACUGCAGCCGUCGUGGCCUCCACCAAGUCUGGGAAGUCCCAGAUCGAAGAGAAAGAUACGAUGGACUUCUCCAGCAUGACUCUCACACAGAUCAAAAGACAAGAGAUGGAUGCGCAGGUUCUGGUUCUGGAGCUGGAGACCCGUCUGCAGAAGGAGCGCGAGCGACUCGGCGAGCUGAGGAAGAAACAUUACGAGCUGGCGGGGGUAGCAGAGGGCUGGGGCGAUGGAGAGGAAGUGACAGGUUGAGACCAGGAUCGUCUCCCUCCUCCACCAGAAGACCGACUUCUGCCUGCCUCUUUCUAUUUAUACACCCUUCACUCUCUUUCUUCCUUGUUUUAUUCUCUCGUUUUUUGUUUGUUUAUCUCCAAGCCAAAUUAAAAGGUGCUUCUUUUUUCUAAACCUACUUCUCCACCCAUGUCCAAAAGCUUCCAUAAGGGACGGAACCAAGGGUGCAGCGACGGGCGGUGUCAAAGGGACGAACAAGAGGAUGUUACUGUUGCCUCUCCCCCAGGACUGUGUUGGUGCAAAGCGUUGGAAGUGAAGUGGAUCCCAGUAUUUAUUGUCUUUUUCUUCGCCGGUUCUAAAUAACGGCGUUCCAACAAAAGGAGGAGAAGCUACGAGCACAAGUUCCCACUCAAGACAUCCCAGGAUGCUCUGCACAACCUUUCAGCAGUGAGAGUGGACAUCAGUGACUGUUCUUUAUCUUCCUCCCGAGUGUCUUCCUAUUCUUUUCACACUGUGAGUUAUCACCGUAUUAAGUCCAUACCACUUCGCUGGCUGGUUUACUGGACUUUCUGCCUUUCACCUCUCCACCAUUGUAACGACCGUGACUGUUUACCCGAGCAGUCCACUGUUUUUUUAUUCUUCUUUUAACAGACGCUUGCAUGGAAACUCUUAAAAAAAAUGCUCUAAACUGGGAAAGGUUUCAGAAAUGGAAAACAUAUUUUUCUUCUUUUCCUUAUGAGCGCUGAGACUGCCAACAAACCUCUUCAGCGUCAGAGGUGUAACAAUGAGAGAAUCUGUCAAACACUAAAAACAAUGGGGUCGUUUUUUUCAUUUCCCAUUUUUUACCGGUUCGAGUGGAUAGUGAGAGGAAAAACCCAUUUUUAUAUAUAGAGAUAGUCUGGCAGCAAAAGCAAACAAUGUAUUAUACAGUUUAAGAUCCAUAUUGGUGCAUAUUUUUACAAAUAUCCUCGAUGAAACAGUGAAUUUGCUCCUGUGGGUAUUGUCCACAGUACAUGACCGUUACAUGUAUGAUAUGUGUGUAAUGUGUAUUUGUAAAGCGCUUUGAGCAUCUGGAAAAAGCGCUAUAAUAAAUGUAAGGAAUUAUUAUUAUUAUUAUUAUUAUUAUUAUUAUAAGAAAUCAGUCACAGAAGCAGCAGCUCUGGAGGGGGUUUUCUGACAGUUUGCUAACCAAGACGUUCGCUUGGUUACAUCCUUGGACAUUGCAGUCGAGCGAGCGUUCUCCCAGAGAGGAUGUUAAACCGAGAGAGGAAAUCAGCAGGAGCCCCAAAAGGAAAUCCUCAGAAGUUGGAUUGAUGAACUUGAAUGUUUUGGGACAGUACAGGCUGCACAAAUGGAUGAAAUGUUUUAUCCGGCUAAUCACAUGAUCAUGCCUCUUCACAUGCCCUGCAGGACUGAUGGUUAACUGCAGUUUUCAACGAUCCUUUAUUAUCUAACUGUCACAAUGGACUCUAAAUGUGUGCGGCACAGUGACUGCAGUGUUUUCAAUCGCCUCCUAAUGACCAAGUAGCUGUGUGUAUAUAAACUACAGGCCUUCUAUGGUUGGGAAUAAUCUUUUGCUUACCUUCAAUCUAAAAGCAUUACUGUUUUGCAUCGCUCCAAGUAAGGAUUCAGUUUAAUUGAAUUAAGGAUACAAAGAUGGUGCACACGAAGGCCACCGGAGAGAGAGAGAGAGAGAGAGAGAGAGGUUGUUAUUUCCAGAGACUGAUGGACUGAAUGGACUGAGAUCAUGCCUUUGUGUAAACCAUGAGAUGAGUUGGCAUCUGUUAUUUUAACCUUAUUUUCUUUGUUUUGUUUAAUGACAGCCAUGAUGAUUCUCUUGGAGUAUGUCUCUGUGUGUCUUAACUUACUUUGUUACGGCACUCUGCUUCAGCUGUCUAACUUAAAAAAACAUUUAAAAGUUACUUGCAGUAGCAGAUUAAUGAAUCAGAAGUGUUUUAUUAGCCAACUUUAUUUUGUUCCCCCAUUAGAUAAUACUACUUCUCCAAGCAGGUUAAAACAAACAAGUGUUAUUGGCGGUACUCCUGGGUUCACAUCUAUUUAAUAAUGAUUUUAAAUGUUUUUUUGUCACUUCGUCCACACCUGGUUAGCUGAUUUUGUAAAAAUUUGGAAUACAAAACAAAAAAGAUACCAUUUAAAAGGGGGGGAUCACUUUCUUUACAGUAUUUAAAGUGUAUCAAAAGGGGAAUUGAACGCACCUAAAGUGAUGUUUGGUUGUGUUUUGGCCCAGAUAUUGGUUGCUAACCUCUCUGUCUCCUCUCUGGUGUCUGUAGUCCUCCAGCUCAGCCAGCCUUUCAAACUGCCUCACACUGUAGUCAAAGAGAAACAAAUACUCACAUAGCAACAUUGAAAUAUGUCUUUGUAUGAUAUACUAAAACUAUGUUGGUGGGUUUGUUUUUAUUUUUUCAGUUUUUAAAAUAAAUAUUUCAACUCGUUAAUACAGAA
Molecule: messenger RNA, 6010 nt
Organism: Trematomus bernacchii (emerald rockcod)
Lineage: Eukaryota; Metazoa; Chordata; Actinopteri; Perciformes; Nototheniidae
Gene: hip1
Product: huntingtin interacting protein 1
Exons: 32
Coding region: 524-3568 (1014 amino acids)
Biological process (GO): actin filament organization; clathrin coat assembly; endocytosis
Cellular component (GO): clathrin-coated vesicle; actin cortical patch; presynapse
Molecular function (GO): clathrin light chain binding; phosphatidylinositol-3,4-bisphosphate binding; clathrin-cargo adaptor activity
Source: RefSeq, a predicted model, not a curated record